Messenger RNA from Aplysia californica (California sea hare), 2328 nucleotides. RefSeq lists its product as uncharacterized. The record is from RefSeq and is a predicted model, not a curated record. The transcript has 2 exons. NCBI's taxonomy places the organism in Eukaryota, Metazoa, Mollusca, Gastropoda, Aplysiida, Aplysiidae. Bases 839 to 2182 code for a protein of 447 amino acids.
AAACAGUUUAAUGCUCAACACAGAAGUAAGAUAUUUUACAAAUGCAAGAAAGAAAACUUUAUGAUUACACAGCAUGCUAACAAGAUGAUAAUUUUCCCUCUUUGGUGUGCAGACUUGCGUUCUAAAAGUUUAAGCACGCUUUUGAACGGAAAUGUGCACCUUCACGGACAUGUCUAGGAUGGUAAACCAAAACAAAUCCUGUGCAGGAGAGAUUGGCUCUGGGAGGUCUUUAGUACCAUCAAAUAGCCAUGUCUGCAGCGUGUGAAACCCCGUGAAGGAUUUGGUACGAUUCCAGCAGACAUCAGAGAGAGAAUAACAACGCUGGAGGUUUAUGCCUUAAAGCGGAUGAGCAGCCCUCCCCCUCUCAGAAAUACCACGUGGGGAGUUUUCGUUUACCUUACAUGCCGUCAUCCUGUUGCCUGCUGGAAUGCCGCAUGAGACGCAGCCUGGGAUAUUCCUGACAGGAAGAGGUGAAACACGUCACGCGUGUAAAUCACCAAACUACAAGGUCAUCUGAACGUCAGGACACUUGAUUGUGUCAUUGAUUUCCAAAAACGAACACAGAAUAUCACAUCUGGGGAUGUACCACCUCACUAGAUCGUCAUCUUCGCUUUGACAUCUUUCAAUUGAAGAAGAACAACGAAACAGAAAUCACCGGCCAAUAUUUCUGGUCCGGAAGAAUGACGCAUGAACAGAGAUUAGCUCUUACAAAAUGUCCUGUGAGUUUUACUACAAGUCGUAGUCCUUAAGUUGCAGGGUCCCACAGAAGAAUGCAGAUCCUUAGAAGGAAGAAAAGGAACAGAAACGACAGCGAAACUCACUUGAAAGCUUUUACACAAUGCCUCGUCAAUGGAGAAGCGGUUCUGCUCUUGUUAUUGUGAUAGCCGAGGACGACAUUAGCUUAAGAUCAUCAGAUGACGCAUUUGACAACCCUAGCACAUACACCAACGAAUCUCAUUGGUCGUCACAGUCUUCCCAAAAGCCGGAUGGUAAUAUCGGUUCGGAAACUACAUCCUCGGACGAGUCGUCUACGGAAUCCGAAAAUUAUGAAACAUCUGAAACUCACCGGAACGACCAAAAUGUUGAAGAAUGGCUUGAGCAAGAUGCUGAACAAAACAUAGAAGCUGAACAAAACAUAGAAGAAAGUCAAAUUGAUGGACAGAAGGAAAGAAUCAACGAAGAAGAUGAGAAUAAACAGCUCAGAAAUGAACAGCAAGACGAUAGCCCAGAAGGUAGCGGGCUCUACGACAAUGAGCCGGGCAAUGAUGAGGCUCAGGAGGAUGAACCACUAAACGUGAAGUCUCAGAACACUCAACGCCAUUCUAGAACUCACUCUAGUGAGAUUACUCCGUCCGAAAAGUCAUACAGGGGAAAACGUGGUUCGGGUAAAAGCCUCCAGGCCGAUUCAAGAAAUGGUUCAUCAGAAGAUCACCAACAGUUCUCCAGUAGAGGUUCAGAGCAGAGCUCGAGAUCUUCCAGAAGUGAAGACCCUGAAAACCGUUUUUCCGAAGCUAUGUCAAGAAGAAUCAGCGCCUCUUGCGAAGACGACUCAGGACGACUUCCAAUGGUCGGUCAGUCAAGUCGAGUGAGUUGUUUCAAAACAGUCGACCAAGAACAUUCUUCCACGACAGAUCAUUCGAAAGUAAACAGCUGUCCUUCCAAAGAAACAGUCCAGCAUUCUCCCACAAGGACCCCAACUUGCAGCUUGCCGGGGAGUUCUGGUGUGACAAACGCGAACAGAUUCCCUUGCCUCAAAAGUUUGGGAAAAGAGCAUGAUGUUGAGGAGCAGGCUUCAGUCACAAAAACGCCGUUGGAGCGCUCAUCCUCGAUGUCAAGAGGCAGCACGGAUUGUGCUGGAGAGUCAGAGAGAACAUCCGUAGAACGUAUGUCUUCAAAAAUGAGCAUGGAUUCAAAGAAACGACUCUCAGAAUCGAAACCGUCAAACAUUUGCUCUUGCUCUGAACGUGAAAACAAGUUUAGCCCGGGUGCAACGGACAAUGCAAAGCAGAAAUCAGCAAAGGAUGUUUUAAACAAAAAGCCUAAGACUGCUGUAGAUGUGGUUAUCAACGCCUUCCUGGCAUCAGCUUUUUUCCUUAUAAUGUUUUUAAUUUGUCGAACCUGCAAAUAUCUAAUGUCAUCCAUGAUUACUUGCUGCGAAUAUAAUAUAUCGCAAAAGAUGUAGACAGGCAGUAUUAGAGUAACUGUAAAAAAGAAUGUCUCUGUAUUGAACACGCAUUGACAAAGAUGUUACAAUAAUUUGGCAAAAAAGGAGCUGUACAUUAAACUAAAUUGAUUUAAUUCUCGUUUUAAAAUUCCAAACAAUUUUCA